Molecule: messenger RNA, 653 nt
Organism: Suillus subalutaceus
Lineage: Eukaryota; Fungi; Basidiomycota; Agaricomycetes; Boletales; Suillaceae
Product: Cerato-platanin
Exons: 2
Coding region: 49-480 (143 amino acids)
Source: RefSeq, a predicted model, not a curated record
ACAACCCAGUCUUCAAACAACCCAGUCUUCAAACCACUUGCCUGCACAAUGAAGCUUUCCUCCGCUGUCAUUCUUCUCUCUGUCUUUGCUCUUCCUGCUUUUGCGACGCAGGUCGAGGUGACCUACGACACCUUCUAUGACAAUCCAACCACUUCCCUCAACGAUGUCGCUUGCUCUAACGGUGCCAAUGGCCUGUUAACAAAGGGCUACACCACUCUCGGCUCUCUUCCGUCUUUUCCCAACAUUGGGGGUAUUCCCGACCUCACUUGGAAUUCGCCCCUCUGCGGUACCUGCUGGAACUUACAGUACACCACUCCCACUGGGACACAUGAGAGCAUCUACAUCACCGCUGUCGAUGCAGCGUAUACAUUCAAUCUGUCCCUUGAGGCAUUUAACAAGUUGACGGACAACACUGGCGUUGCUGCGGGCAAGGUCACUGCUACUGCCACCCAGGUAGAUGCGAGCUUCUGUGACAUGUAGUUUGUCACAUCAUUAGAAUAUAUUGAACUUUGAAGAAUCUUUGGGUUACACUAUGGAACUUUCGUCUCACCGUCUUGCUUCUUCUGCCGUUGCUGUUAUAUAUACUUGGCUUUUGGUUUUUAUUCGAAGUACAGUUGUUUACAGUACUUACCCGUUCGUUGUGUUUAGUUGGU